AGGCCAGGAGCGGAGAAGCGGUUGCCAGAUGGAAAAACCUGAUGCACUACGUCUACUGGUCGCUGCGCACCUGUGCUGAAAUAUCUCUAAAAACCGGCAUUGUGUAUCUGUUACUGUGCCUGCUCUUUACGCAAUGGCACCCUAGAUUAAAUAGGCUGAAUGAUCGAUGGAUGGUGCGCUAUGCACAGACCGCAGCCGCCCCGGCAUCUGAGCCCAGGAUCAAGAAGUUCCAGAUCUACCGCUGGGACCCAGACACAAUGGGGGAUAAGCCACGCAUGCAGACAUAUGAAAUUGACCUCAACAACUGUGGCCCCAUGGUUUUGGAUGCCCUCAUUAAAAUCAAGAAUGAGAUGGACCCCACGCUCACAUUCAGACGCUCCUGCAGAGAGGGUAUCUGCGGCUCAUGUGCCAUGAACAUCAACGGAGGCAACACACUGGCCUGCUUAAACAAAAUAGACAUCAAUACCAGCAAACCAAUCAAAAUUUACCCACUCCCACACAUGUACGUUGUCAAAGAUCUGGUGCCGGACAUGAGUAAUUUCUAUGCCCAGUACAAGUCCAUUGAGCCCUUCCUGAAGAAGAAAGAUGAGUCUCAGGAGGGAAAGGAGCAGUACCACCAGACUGUGGAAGACAGGCAAAAGCUGGACGGUCUGUAUGAGUGCAUUCUCUGUGCCUGCUGUAGCACCAGCUGCCCUAGUUACUGGUGGAAUGGAGAUAAGUAUCUGGGCCCUGCUGUCCUCAUGCAGGCCUAUCGUUGGAUGAUUGAUUCACGUGAUGAGUUCACAGAGGAACGACUGUCGAAGCUCCAGGACCCCUUCUCUCUCUACCGCUGUCACACAAUCAUGAACUGCACUAAGACAUGCCCCAAGGGACUCAACCCAGGAAAGGCUAUUGCUGAGAUCAAGAAAAUGAUGGCAACAUAUAAAGAGAAAGUCAUUAACCCUGUGAACAUUGUGGAUAACCACCGGACUUGAAAUCCACUAGUAAUGACUCUAAUGCUGAAUUUUCGAUUAAACAUUAGCCUUUCAACAGUGUCUGUCCCUUUCAUUAGGCUUUGCACAUGAAAAAAGACACAGGCAGCCUAGAAGAUACUGCUGAUUUUAUAUCUGUGAGAGUGGAAUAACUGCUCUUCCUUCUAGAAAUGUUUUUUUUUUCUUCUAAAAAUACAUACAAAAGUAAUGUUUGAUGUGGUGAUAGAGCUUAUUACUCGGUGUGUGUGUAGAUUGUACAGCAGAGGUUGGCACCAGGUACUGGCCUACAAGUAUUUAAGAUUUUGGGGGGGAUUUUAGUUUUUGGAGAAAAAAAUACUAAAACCACCAGGAAUUCAGCAAAAAAUGUGUUUAGUUUAGGAAAUCUGUUCAAGUAUUCCCAUUAAUAAAAAAAGAUGUGAUCGUGUCUCAAUGUAAUCAGGGUCUUAAAUUAUUUCUAUUUCAAAUACAAUCUCUUUUGGUGCUUAGUUGUGGUCAAUUUGCAGUGUAUAAAUGAUUUUUAAUUCUGUUCCGGCACCACCGACUAUCCACUUCUACAAAAAUCAGCCAACAGCUGAUUCUAGUUGCGUACCCAUGUUGUGCAGCCUUAUAACCACAUUAUGGGAUGAUGAGCUCUGGACCACAAUUUGAUGUUUGUUCAUUGGAUAUACUGUACGUAUAUACAUCAUAUUUUAAGGAAAACCAGUUAAAUGUUAUUUAAAUGCUUAUCAAUAAAGGAAGUAGAAUUAAAACAGGCUUUGGAGAUGUCUUAAUUUACCAUUGUAACACAUUGAUAGGUUUCAUGAACGAAACUGAAAUGGUUUAGUUGAUUUUUGAAAGGAUUGAUACUUUAUCUGGUUAAUGGCUGUUAGAAUAGUUUUUGGGUCAAAGAUCUACUCAGAAUGCAAGUAUGUUUUCAAAACUAUGAUUUAUCAUUGUCUCAUGGGGAAUGGAGUUUGGAAAAAUGUAUGUUACAUCUCGUAAAUAUUGUAUGGCGAAAUUUGAUUUCAUGUCUAGGUGUGGGGCUCUAUUUUGGUGGCAACGCCCCCGAAAAGAUCUCCCCUGUCAUUUUCAGAUUAUAUACACUAUGCUUACCGAUCAAAAUAAACAAAAACAAACCCCA
Messenger RNA from Oncorhynchus kisutch (coho salmon), 2091 nucleotides. RefSeq names its product succinate dehydrogenase [ubiquinone] iron-sulfur subunit, mitochondrial. Gene Ontology annotation, biological process: aerobic respiration; tricarboxylic acid cycle; respiratory electron transport chain. Gene Ontology annotation, cellular component: mitochondrial membrane. Lineage: Eukaryota; Metazoa; Chordata; Actinopteri; Salmoniformes; Salmonidae. The record is from RefSeq and is a predicted model, not a curated record. The transcript has 8 exons. Bases 42 to 974 code for a protein of 310 amino acids. Gene Ontology annotation, molecular function: oxidoreductase activity; 2 iron, 2 sulfur cluster binding; electron transfer activity.